Gopherus flavomarginatus (Mexican gopher tortoise) is the source of this 2654-nucleotide messenger RNA. It is a transcript of the gene GDPD2, whose product is annotated as glycerophosphodiester phosphodiesterase domain containing 2. NCBI's taxonomy places the organism in Eukaryota, Metazoa, Chordata, Testudines, Testudinidae. The transcript has 16 exons. Bases 635 to 2263 code for a protein of 542 amino acids. The record is from RefSeq and is a predicted model, not a curated record. Gene Ontology annotation, biological process: lipid metabolic process. Gene Ontology annotation, cellular component: membrane. Gene Ontology annotation, molecular function: glycerophosphodiester phosphodiesterase activity.
UUCUGGAUUGCCUUGGCCUCUGCGCUGGUCCCCCCGCUGCCCUCCCCUGUCCCUCCACAGAACUGAGCUGGGGGGGGGGAUGCAAGUAAAGAGCCUAGUGCAGCCCCAGCUGGUGCCCCUGUUUCCUGAAGAGGGCUCAGCCUAGAGCCAUUAGUCUGAGCCUGCCUCUACCACUUCCCCCGGCCCUCCUGGCAUUUAAUCUGGCGGGAGCGUGGGCUGCCUGCAAACUCCUGAGUGCUGGGGCUUGUCCCGCUCCCCCUGGGGCCCCUUGGCCGGCAGCCCUGGGAGUGAGUGACAGGCCCGGGGAUGGGACAAAGGCAUUCUCCCCAGCCCUGCUGCCCCCUCAAGCUUGAGUCCUAACUGCACCACUGCUUCCCCUCCCCCUCCUCCCCCAGGCAGCCUGGCUGCUUGCCCCGGCCUGUGAGUCAGCUGGGAGCAGCCCUGGAGGUGGCACUGCCUGGGAGAGCUGCACACCUUGGUGCAGGCGAGAGGAGGCAGGGAUCCCAGGGCUCCGGAGCAGGGAGAACAAGGGACAGACCUGAGUCCCAGCAGGCCCCACCUCCAGCAGGGAGAGAGAAGGCCAGAGCAGGAGUCCUGACCCCCCAGUGCAGUACUGGGGACACAGACCUGCCGCAUGGCGAAGAGCCCCGGCUGCUGCCCUGGCUGCUGCCAGGGCUGUGCCACCUGCCUGCUCGGCCUGUACAGCUGCCGCUGGGCCAAGAACAAAAGGAAAGGCCUGAGAACCACCAAGUGCGACUGUAGCUGGUUCUUCUUCCUCUUCUGCGUCUGCCUCUUCGCACUCGUAUGGCUCUACCAUGCCCUCAUCAUCCUCAAUGACUUCCACAACUUCAAUGAGUUCUUCUUCAGACAGACGCAGUGGUGGGUAGACUGGUCCCUGCCCCUGCUCGGAGUCACGGUGCUGCUGGUCACAUAUUCGGCCCUGCUGCUGGUUCUCGCUCUGUGCCUGCAGCUCUGUGGCCAGCCCUUGAAAUUGCAUUGUCUGCACAAGUGCCUGCUGAUCCUCACUGCCCUGGUCGUGGCCGCAGGCUUCGUCGCACUCGAUGUGAAGUGGGCUGAGCAGUGGCAGAGCGCGCGCAUCUCUCUGCAGGCGACUGGCCCCUUCCUGCACAUUGGAGCCGUGGCAGGUGUGACGCUGCUUGCCUGGCCCAUGGCCGACUGCUUCUAUCGUACUCGCCGUGCAGCCCCCAAGGUGCUGCUACUGCUGGUGUAUUUUGGUGUGACAACUGCACUGUACCUGGCUCCCCUGAUGAUCUCCUCGCCCUGCCUCAUAGAGGACAACCAGCUGCCCCCCAAACCAGCGCUGUCUGGGCACCGUGGGGCCCCCAUGCUGGCUCCAGAGAACACCCUGAUGUCAUUCCAGAAGUCAGUGGGCUGUGACGUGCGUGUGUUUGAGACUGAUGUCAUGGUGAGUGCUGAUGGGAUCCCCUUCCUCAUGCACGACGAGACACUCACCCGGACCACCAACGUGCAAGAGGUGUUCCCUGCCCGGGCCACCAUGAACGGCACAGCCUUCAACUGGACUGAUCUCCAGCAACUCGACGCCGGCAGCUGGUUCCUGGAGAGGAAUCCAUUCCGCUCGGCGCAGGGCCUCUCCAGCGAGGCGCGAGUCCAAGUGCGGGCACAGAAGAUCCCGUCCCUGCAGCAGGUGCUGCAGGAGGCCAAGCAGCACAACGUCUCCAUCAUGUUCGACCUCCGGCCCGAGAACCACACGGACUACCAGAGCUUUGUUAACGUCACCGUGGAGACCAUCCUCCGGUCGGGCAUCCCGCCGCAGCUGAUUCUCUGGCUGCCCGACGGGUUCAGGGAACAGGUCAGACAGCAGGCACCAGGAUUUCAGCAAAUCUACAGUCUGAAGAGCAGCUGGAAUGAAACAGAGUCUCCGCUGCAAGUGAACCUGCCGUACCAGGACAUCAGCACAGAGCAAAUUGGCCGGUAUCGCCAGGACAACAUCUCCGUCAAUCUGUACGUGGUCAAUGAGCCCUGGCUCUUUUCCGUGCUGUGGUGCGCAGGGGCUGGCUCCGUCACCACCAACGCCUGCCAGGUGCUGAAGGAGAUGAAGCGUCCCCUCUGGCUGCUCCCCCACAGCACCUACGUGAUGGUCUGGAUUGUGACCGACUGCGUCUCCUUCCUCCUGAUCCUCUCGGCCUUCCUCCUGCUGCAGAAAUGCUCCAGGAGAAAAGAAUCAGCAGGGUCCAAGACAGAUGUGCUGCUAACGAAGAUCAACAGCCUCAUGCAGGAAUGACGCCCAGCCCCCGCAGUGCCUGGUGGUGGAGGGGUUUGAGCGGGGCACAGGUGGUGUUUAGCAGGAAGUGCCCAGACUUGCUCCUGCCAGCCUUGAAUGUCCUUUCCUCUGCAGGGCCCUUUCCAGAAACCCUCAGUCUCUGCCCUGUCCUGCAGUGGGCUGGGGCCGGGUUUAUCCUGCCCCCAUGGGCACAUCUCCCCUGCAGGUCAGGGGCCUGUGCAGAAACCCCCUGGGUGAUGGGUCUGUGUCCUACAGUAGACAGGCAUGUGUUCACCUCUCCAUGGGGGCAGAGCUGGGGUUGGACACAGAUCUUGGCCUUGCAGCCUCCUGGGGCUGUGGGAGCAGAUACUGUCUGGAGACUCCUCACUCAACCAGCUGGGAUUCUCCUUGG